GGAAGCUGUGACGUCAUGAUGAUGUUGAGUAACACGGCUGCCGGCGAGUACCUGAACGUGGGGGACUACGUCGCGCUGUACUCAGUGGAGACCGAAGGAUAUGUGUACAGCGUGCAGUCAAGCUCCGUCCACAGCGGGUUAUACAUAAACCACAACCAGGACCGAGAAAAACCGUCCAAAAUCCCUAACCCCCAAGCUGUCGUCUUCGAAAUUGGUAUUCAAAACCGAUACAAAUUAAACAAGAAGUACCGGAAAUGGGUGAACCAGGCCGCGUCAACGACAGACCUGACAGAGGACAAGGGAUUGCUUGCUCAGGCCAAGUUUGCAGCAGACGCCGAGAAUGCGGAUAAUGCAGCGGAACAGAAACGUCAGAUGGGCAAGAGAGUCCGGUACGGCGACAUCGUACAGUUGAAGCACGCCUUGACCAAUAAAUACAUCCACAUGUGUACCUCACAGACCAGCCAAACUGACAAAAACAACAUGGUGAUCAUGCUGCAGGAUUUCAACGCUAAAAACGCUCAGUUUCGUAUUCUACCUCAAUACAAAGUCAAGUCGGAGGGCGAAGUGGUUCAAAUUUAUGACCAGAUUGUGUUUGAAAGUAUUAAGUCUCCUGGUCACUUCUUUCACGCUAGCAGUGCUUACCAGAUCGACCACAUCACACACGGGUCAGAGGUCAAUCUUGGAGUAGAGCGGUCUGGAUUUACUUUGGUGCGAUUCCACAAGGGGAUCCCAGAACACGACCCGUACGUCAGGGGAGGAUCAGCGAUCAGGUUGUUCCACAAGGAGUUAGAGGCCUACCUCGUGGCGGAGGGUCUGUUUGACGAGGAGGUUACGGAGGACGUUCACUUCCGGAUCCGAGUAAUGGACCAGCACAAACCUCGUACCCUGUCACCGCCAACCUCCGGGAACACGUUUUGGCAGAUAGAGGCGGAAAGUGGCAUCCUCAACGGCGACAUUCUGCGGUGGGAACAGCAGGUCCGACUGCGUCACAUGACAACCCGAAAGUACCUGUGCAUUGAUGCUACAAAGGAAAUCUCGUUGACUGACGAGAGUGAGGAUCCUCGGACAGUUUUCCGCCUUUACUCAGUCAUUAGUGAGAGAGAUGAGAUCAGGUUCGAGAGUUAUUGCCGUAUUGAACAUGUUUUGACCGGAUUUUGGCUUCACGCACUAAAAGAUGAAGACUAUAUUCGUAAAAAGUUCCGGAACAUGGACAGCAGUGAAGACCAGAGUUUACGGGGACUGCGGUGGGACUCUGCUCAAGUCAGAGAGGUGGCGGCGAGCGGUGAGAGUCAAUAUGACGACGCCUUCACCAUUCAGUUUGUGGAGCAGGUCCAUCAGGAUGAGUUUAACUACAUUAGUGGGAUGGUACCAUUCCUCCUCAACCUUAUCAAAGACGUGAAAGAUAGACAUUUCCUUAAUGCCAAAAGGACUCAUGUUGUACUAACAGCAAUGGAGGGGAUACGGAAAUUCAUGAUUGUAAAAACACUCCCAAGUAAAAACAGACAAAAGUUAAUGAGAAAUCUGCGUGUUAUUGACCUGCUGGUGAAGAUCUUAAAGUGUCCUUUGGACGGCACAGCUGACGAGCAGAACAUGAUCCAAGUGUUCAAAGAGGCCUACGAGAUCCUCUAUACUUACAUGAUUGGCAAGAGCAGGAAAAACGCACUCUAUUUCGCCAAAUAUAUCGAGUUCUUCCAAACACAGUUCACACAAAAGGGAGGUAUAGGCCUUAACGUGGCCCAGAUGAUAGUGGAACUAAUACGUGACAAGAGGAAGAUCGUGGACAGAAUCACACACGAACAAAUCAACGAAUUCGUCGGCCUUCUACAGAAAACCCAGAAUUACCGUUUUCUGGACCUGAUGCACGUGUUGUGCGUAUGUGAUGACGUAGCUAUCCCAAACAACCAAUCAUACAUCGUACAGCGAUGGAUGCAAGAAGAACAGGGAAGAGGGAUAUAUUUGACCGGUCGAGGACAAGACAUCAACAGACAGCCAAACAUCCUCUACAUCACAACCAACGGCGGCAAAACUUGGGACUCGCUACACACAUUCGUUGACCCGAAGUCUGAAGAUUACGACAAAGACAAGCACGAUUUCCUAAUACAUCAACUUGACCUUUACAAGGCUCUGUGUCACGGUAGGAACGAUUACUCCAUCAACAUGAUCACCAAGGAGUUACGGUACCUGACGUGGGAAGAGACUUUUCUAUCCCUGAGGUCAGACAUCCUCCCCGACGCCAUUCGCGCCAAAUACUGCGAUCUCUGCACAAGUCUGUUUGUGGACGUUGGAAACAAUUACUCUGUACUGGACCAUCCAAACAUCUGCUUUGUGUACGAGUAUGUGGGCUCCAAGGAUGAAGAAAAGAGCCAAGGAGACUUCUUGUUUGCUAAUCUAAUUAAACAGGUGGUCAAAGAAUUGGUAGCUAUUUUUCCUGUUCUAAGGGACUGGAUUGCGGAAUUUCUACAGGAAAACAAAUGCAUGUUUGCUGAUGAUAUUGGACAUAACAUGCUUAUUGAACAGGUGUUACGACUGCUGUACCACCUAGUGAAGUUCGGGUAUUACCUAGACGCAGAGGAUGUGGAACAACUUUUACCUCCCAUGUUAAACCUACUGGACGGACGACACGACUUCCCAUUCAAGAAAGACAGGGAAAAGGGGUUCUCUAAGGAUGCUAUGAAACUAGUCCACCAGUUUCAAACGGUAGAGCGGCUUUUGCCAAAUCCACAGACAGAAGCUAUAGUCAAUGCGAAAUUUCAGGUAUUAGAGGUACUAGAUCUUCUACUUCUCUACCAAAGAAAUUCAAGACUCCAGAGUUUUGUGUCAAAAUUCAAAACAGCGGAGAAGUGCUGUGGACUUAAGAAGUCACAAAAUGUGUUGGUAUCCAUGCUGUUUGAUGAUUUUGAUCCGCACGACCAGAGCAAAAAAGCACUCAAAUUACAGAAAAGGAUAAUAAAGGACCUGCGAGAAAUGUUCACCAAAGCGGCCAUAUUUGACGUGGAAACUCUCACACGUGUAUUAACAGAUUUAUCAAGGUACAAAUACAACAAGAUGAUAACAAAAUCCCUCAGUAUUCUCAACAAAGUGUACUCAUCCAAGGACAACGUGUUCCGGCUGUCCAAGAAAGCUCAGAUCUUACUGACUCAAGAUUCGGCGAGAGUCCAUCGGGAAGUGCUGAAGAGUAUGCCGAUCCUGAGGCGGCUGGCAAAGGCAAAGCUUGACGAACAACAGAAAAAACUGAUGGAAACGAUAUUGGAUGACCUCGGAGAAUUCUGUCACCUUCCCAUGACGCCAGAUGAACCACAUCCAAUGAAUCAAAACAUCUUAAUUAGUAACGGAAUCCUGACCAUACUGUUUGACAUUCUAACCCAGGACAUAGACACCAAACUAAUGGAAUUGUAUCGAGGAAUGAAGGAUGUGUUCAAGAAAACGUUCCAUCUUGUGAAGCUACUUGCGCGAGAGAAUGACCGUGUCCAGUUUCACCUAUUUGACCGUCUAGAUGUGCUGCUGGAUGUGCGAGUGGUGGAGUCGGAUCUCGCUAUAGCUCUGAAAGAGGUAUUUAUGGGUAACCAGAAUACCUGUCUGAAGAUAAGUCCACGACAAAUCCAGAAGAUUGUGUCACGUGCUGCGGAGCUUCAGGAGCGCGCGCCCGAGUUCUUAGACCUGCUUGGGAUGAUAGUGAAGGUUGUAGGGACAGAUCUAACACUCAAACGUAACCAGGCCUACGUCAUGAAGUACAUAAUGCAGAACUACAAAAAGGUCGCUUACGUCCUCGACCUUGGCAGGGAGGAACGGGAGAGGAUCCUGACGAGUCCCAACAGGAUUUGUACACUGCGUUACUACCUGUGUCUGCUCGACCUGCUCGCUAUCUGUGCUGAGGGUGAGAACAUGUUUAUCGAGUCAUUAUGCCAGACUAUCCUGCCUAUGGACGAUCUCCUGUGGGUGCUCAACAACCCAAAGGUGGACAGCACUUGUAAGAAACCCUUCAUCCGCUGUCUUCAUCACAUCUACAUGAAGAGCAACAACACUAUGGUGGAUACUGGCUCAGGAGAAAUGUCUCACAACGAGGACCUGUGGGAGUAUCUCUCCAAUCUGUCGAUUGACAUGAACCGACUAACAGAUAGCAUCAAAGAAGAUCCAGACAAAAUUGCGAUUCAUCUGAAAACAGCUCCGGAGAAAAGCGGGUCGGCGAGUGCCACUGACUUCGAGUCAUCUGCAUACGGAAGUGUGCUUUACUUCCUGGAGGCAGUACUUCCAUUCCUUGAGACAUUCUAUCGGGAUUUUUACUACCCAGACCAGACCACGUUUGGGAACGAGGUUGACGAGACGGAUCACAUGGCAAAGGCAGUAGUGAUGUUCUGUGAAAUGGUCGGCCCGCUCCUCUACAAACCUACCCAUAUGAAGAACAUGGUGAAUUGCCUGACGGUCAUUGUCCCCAUCUCAAAUAUGCCAAACUCGAACAUAGACCACGUACUUGACCGGUUCUCCUCCGGGAUCACCGUUGAGGAUACAUCUAGUGCUGUACGACGGGGAAACAUAGAAUACUACGCUGAUGAAGUUGAAAUCAACUGUAAAUUCCGGACAUUUGCUAAAAAUGUGUCCGUGGUCUUCUUUGGGCACAACAAAGUUCAAGCUCAGCUGAAAGUAAAGUCUAGCAGAGAAUACACAGAACUCGGCGGUAACGAGGAAAUACCGCUAGGGGAGGAGUUCCAGAGUCACGUUAAAUGCUUCAUCCAUGCAAAUGAGAAAAAAAUAGACAAAAAAUACGAACCGGCGGCUAUAUUGAUAGAGCAGCUUCAUAUAUCGAUGGGUCACAAGCGGAUGAGCGAGGCGGCCAGACAGGAGAUGGACGACUUAAAUAUCAAAUGUAUCCAGCUCCUACGGGCCAUAGUACAUAACGAGGAGCGCAAGAUGCCUGAUGACUGGGAAACGAGGACUACUGAACCAAAAAUUAAAAAGGCUCUGAGGUUAAUUACCGGUAUACAGAAUCUGUACGACAAAAAGGGAGCGAUGAACAAGGCCUUACCCCACCUGUCCACACGUAACGAGGAACUGGCCAAGGAAGUCUUGGGCUUCUUGUGUAUACUGCUGUUUAACGCCAAUACCUCAGUACAGCAAUCCAUGCUGAACUAUUUCCUGUCCACACGAGAAGAAGUAUUCUUCAUGGCUGUCCGGGACAGAAUGGCCUUGUCCACCAACUCCAUCAAGGAAAAAACUCUGCUGAGUAGGCGUUCUCUCCAAGCCCAACAGGAUGCAAAGAAAAAAGAUGCUACAGAUACAUUUGGUACCAAGCUAAGGAAGGGAUUUCCUGUCAGUAUCAUGGCACUAAAGCAAAUUCAGGCCUAUGAAGAUGCACUACGGCAACAACGACUGUCAGGAUGGACGAGACGUCGACCACCCAGUGUUAAAUGUAAAAAGAAAAAGAAAAACAAGAAACCUAAAGCCCCGAAGGAAAGGAAGAAGAAACCAUCCAAGGUGAAGGAUUCUUCCUCUAACGGUCUAAAGAAGGAAGUAUCCUUCGCGUCCCCACUGACAAAGGAGGCCCAGGCACUGAUUGUGAACCAGGACAUGGACACGGAACUUAUCGCUAUCAAGAUAGAGGAUCCACCGGAACCGGAAAUUCAAAAUAAUGAUGACGACUCGUCGUUGGAAUACAGAAACGACGGUUAUAUUGAACUUGUACUCAAAGUAAUGGCACGCAUGUGUGACGGCCAGAACCAGCAUUUACAGGAUUACCUGCGGGAACAACCAGACAACGUCAAGUCAUUUAACAUUAUCGCCGAAGUGACUAGGUUCCUGAACGUGGUGUACUCCAAUAUAACCGGCAAAAACAUCGACCUUGUCAUACAACUCUUCGACACUAUGAACGAGUUCACUGCAGGGAAUCAGGAAAACAGAAUCGUCAUUUACGACAAUAAAAUUAUAGAUUACAUAAAUUUUAUCCUGAGAGCCGGUGACAUCGAGUAUUGUUCGACAGAAAAGAUACUUGGACUAAGAGAGAGUAUAGCCAAUUUGAUUCUGUCACUCAUAGAGGAGAAUGGACACGGGGCAUCAGAAUUAACAGUGGAAGUGAAAGACACCUUGGACAAGAAAUCCGUGCUCCAGCUGAUUACCGAGUGUUACGAGAUGCAUCAACCGGACAAGAAGAAGUUGGAGGAGUUGAAGAACAUCACAUCAGGCGAAGUUGGAGAACCGCAGUCUAAGAUGAAAUCGUUCGCAUUCGCUGGCGGCAGUUUCCUGCAGGGCGUAAUGGGUAACCAGAAGGACGAGAUGGCGGACACGUAUAUGGAUGUUGGAUUUCGGUUGUAUCUUAUUCUUGCCCGGAUGGGGGAUGUUGACCCCAAACUAUGCGACCAAUUGAAAAUGCAACCCUUACAGAUGAAAGCGUUUAACUUCUACAAGAAGAACUGUAUGUCAAUAGAACUUGUAAAGGACGACGAACUCCAGAAGGUCAACUUCCGGGUCAAAAACAAGCGAGUGUUGCGAGAGGAAGUAAAAGAAAGCCUCAAAUGGAAUGUCGACCGUUCUUCUCCGAGCAACAAAAUCCGCGACGUCAUGGAAUGGACCAAGGAUAUCAUGAAAGACAUAGCUUACCAGAGGAAAAUCCUCAGUAACCCCAUAGCUAUCGGUCUCACAAAGGGAUGGCUUAUAUGGAAUCACCUGGUAACCAUCGUUAGUUUCGCUAUCAACAUCUUGAUGCUGGUCACGUGGCAGGCAAAGGCGUCACUAGCGACACCUGGCAUAAUGGACAACACUACUGCGAUCCCCGCAAGUUUGAUCGACCCAAUUCCUGUCAUACAGAACCUGAAAGUAGGCGAGUAUGAGAUGGCAAUCUACACAUUGGGAGGCCUACACAAUUUCUUCUCCCUGCUUGUAUUCAUCAGCUACUUUGUCGGAAACCAUCCCAGGAUGCCUCACUUCCGUGCCAUAUUCAAGUCCAUACGAAACACGUGUUCACGUAAAAAGAAGGACGAUGAGUUAGAAGAGGAGAAGAAGAAGAAACACCAGUCAAAGCUUGAUGCAAAACUCUUCAGUUUCACCACAUUUUACUACAUUGCGUUCCUGGGUCUAUCGGUAGGUGGGACCAUCUACCAUGGGUAUUUCUUUGCCUUCCACCUGUUGAACAUCGUCAACAAUAACCAGCUGCUCGGCGGAGUCAUCAAGGCCGUCACACAGAAUGGUAAAUCGUUGCUAUGGGUGGCGGUCCUGGGCCUGUGUGUGUUCUACCUGUACGGUAUUGUUGGGUUCGCAAUGAUGCGGAGUAUGUUCCAACCGAGCGACUAUCUCUACUGUGACACACUGUGGCAGUGUACUAUCACUGUAGUACGGUACGGGCUUAUAGGAGACCUGUUCGAGGUUAUGAAAGCGCACAAGAUGGAAGCCACUUUUCAGAAGUUCGGCUUUGUUGUCUUGUAUCAUGUCUCCUUCUUCAUCUUCAUCACCACCAUUGGUCUCAACAUCAUCUUCGGAAUCAUCGUCGACACCUUUUCUGAGCUCAGGGAUCUCAAGUGGACAGCGGAGGCUGACAUGAGAGACACUUGCUUCAUAUGUAGCAGAAACAGUUAUGAUUUUGAACACCAUGGGAAGGGAUUCGACCACCACGUGCAGCACGAACACAAUAUGUGGGCGUACAUCUUCUUCUUCAUUCAUCUUAACGGCACCAAGAUCAAUGACUUCACAGCUUUGGAGCUCUACGUCCACAAAUUGCUGCUGAAGGAGAAUUACGACUUCUUCCCCUUGGACAGGGCCCUGUCUCUGUCGGGUAUGGGUAAGGACUCCACAGAAACCAAGAUAGACGACCUGCUGUACCACGUCACUUCUAUAGUAGAGAAACAACGCAAGGAGGAACUGGAGAAAAAGCGUCACGAGGAAAGAGCUCGUCAGAAGGUGUGGGAACAUAAACAUCGCCUAGGGUCGUUCCGAAGACGAGCUAAGCUUCCGGCUCCAUUAGAGAAAGACCCUCUGACUGGACUUCCGGUCACACCGAGUCAACACGAUGACCAUCAAUCUCAAGGUGCAGUCGGACAGGUCAGCCCUCAGCCACCCUCUCAGUACCUGAAGCCUGUAUUCCCGCAGCCAACGGGAAUUUCCGGUAGGACCACUCCAAGGCGGUUCAGUGACGUAGGUCUUGUCACCAGCAUGCUUGGCCAGCGGGCGGAUGCAUAUACCCCAAUGCCAUCCGCUCUGUCACGGUUUGACAGAAGACCUUCUGCUAGUAGCAGAAGCGGAAGUCCGUCCCGUUUGGACCACGAACCACAGAGAUUCAGGAGGCGAAGCCCGUCCAGGUACGAUGACGACGAACUAUUGCUGGGUAGUCCGGAUCAUGUCGGUGACCGUGCGAGAAGUCCAUCCAGAUCGCGCAUGGGCAGCGAAAGUGACCUGCGAGGAAAGAGUCCUAGUCCGCUGUCUCGUCGUGAUACCAUGACCAGCAUGUUGAGUCCUCGUUGGGCAGAUAGUAGGUCUGCAAGCCCCAGGGGAGCCACUGUCUUUUUCCCCGACACCGAUCCCUUUCCCCCACCUCCACCACCGCUGCCAACGAUGGACCGGCGAGGGAGUGACUUCCGGCUCGAGACGGUAGAAGGCCCACAGUAUUCUCAGGACUUUGAAUACCCGGAGUAUGAUCAGGAUGAUGAUUUAUAUUCAGAAAGGGACCGUAGAAGGGACAGGAGGGAUUCGCACUACUAGACAUUCCAUGGUGUAGGCUUGGGGAGAGACACGACAGAAUUGCAAUACUAGGCAGCAUUCCAUGGGUCGAUAUUUACUUUGGCGAGACAGGGGAGAUUCACAAUACUUAGCAUUACGUGAGGAUUGUAUUUACCUAAAGUUAGCAAUACGUAGUCUUCCACUGGAAAGGAACAAGAAAUAUUUCUUAUACUUGUCGUUCAAGAGGCAAAAUGCAGAUUAUCUAGAGGGAGAGUGAUAUCCGAGACGAGAUUGUAGGAUUCACAGGAUGUACUUUUAACAAUAGACGAGAGAUGAAAUGGAAUAGGCAAACAAAUAUGUACCUGUUACAUCAGCAUGUUACCAAGAACAUGUGAUGUUAAUACAAAAGUAUGUGAUUAAACGACCUGAAAUUAAACUAUUACAACACUUAAAACGUAAACUAUAACAUAAACUUGUAAAUCAAGCAUUCUAUGUUAUUGUAGGUUGUUUAUCAAAUAGUAGAUAUAACUAUAUAAUUGCCGUAUGUAACAUUGUGUGUGUGCAUGAAUACUGUCUGUUGUCGAUGAAACAGCAAUUAUAUUUCUCGAGACUAAGAAAAACAAAUGUGUCAAGGGAGGAAGCUAAGGGGGGAGGAGGUCAAGGGAGGAAGUCAAGGGAGAAAUAUAACAUUCGGUUACUACAUUAUGAAGCUCACUUAUAACUCAAGACUCCUCAUCGCGGUAUCCAACCUGUGUCAUUACUAUUGCCUGUCGAGAUCUAGUUCGACAAACAUGUCUUUUUCAAUUUUCUCUGAUAUCUUUCACUUACAUAGUACCUAAAGUCACAAAGUGUUCCGAAUAGACACAUGCCAAUAUCUGAUCAAAUCAAAUGAAAAUUCCGAAUGAAUGAAAGUACGCCAAAUAUUCUGUUCUCUUGAAUACAAACCACCAUACUGAUACAAUAGUUCAUUCUGAAGGCCAAAUGCUCAGGAUUAUUAAUAUACAGAGAGCAGAGCACGAAAGUUUAAUAUUAUACCAGUGUGUGUAUAGCUACAUGUAAGAUUGAAAAGGAAUAGAUGUGUCGAUAUAAAUUGUCCAUUCCGUCGUCUUACAAAACGUAUAACAAAUUGUGUUUGAUUUAAUAAUGUUGUAUACAUUUAACAUUCAUUAGUUUCACUGCAUAUGAUGUAAUAUAUACACAUAAUAUUGUAUUUUUAUCCAUUAUAAAAACAUUAUUUUCUUAUGUGUAUUUUAUCUAAUCACACUCUCCGUUGUGCACUUAAAGUAACACAACUUAUUGAUCCUGAAAUAGCACGAGAACUUUAUCUAUUGUAAAAUAUUGUAAUGGUCAUCCUCAUAUCGUACAUAUCCCAAAUAAUACUUUACCAUGAGUGACUGAUAUUGAUGUAAACUAAUUAAAGUUUGCUAUCUCACUUGAUGACUGCUUACGAUGUAACGAUUUAGAUAUUAUUUUAAAUUUUAGAUCACGUGAUAAAUUUGAACAUGUUUGAUUGGUAACAAGUAUUAUUAUUUGUAUUGAACAGCAGACAUAACCAAUAAUGAUUCCUUUAUGUAGACUUAAAAAGACAAGGGUUUACCAUAUACUUUAUAUACUUUAUAGUAUUUGACGAAAUCGUCUCCUGUUAAACUAACAAUGUCCUGAAGUUUUCAUGCUCAUUACACUUUCUGUCGUACGUAAAAUAAGGGGAGGUAACUACCACAGUGUUUUACAGAUUGGGCUCACAGAAACCUUACUCUUCAAAAACACAUUGUUUAAUUUAACAAAUUCUUAUCUUCAAUGUUUUCAUUUCACAUUCACGUGCCUAGUUACAAUACAAAAAGGUAUUUAGGAUGUCAUUAUGUGGCGUACACAAACACGUAUAUUUACUAUUCACAAAGGAUUUGACGAAGUAUUACACAUACUCGUCGGUAAUCGAUUGUAAACUUACAAGACAUUUGUUUCUUGUACAAUAUUGUAAAUAUCUAUGCAUACACGUAUCCUACACAUGACGUCACGUUUCAUUAUUUCCGGGUGCAUUCCGGUAUUUUAUCAUCACACUGGUAUACACUACUUCUCACUGAUUUCAACACGUACCAUGAUCGUUGUUCACUUGUUCAUAUGGCGAUUGGAGCAUUUCUUCAAAUCUGUCGAUAAGUGUGGGACUUCCGUCUGGGAACAUCAUCGUGUCCAAUCACGUAUAUAUGAAUUACAGUAAUAUUAAUGGCAUAUAAACUGGUGAAAGAUCAUCGUGUCCAAUCACGUUUAUAUAAAUUACAGUAAUAUUAAUGACAUGUAAACUGGUAUCAACUCACUGUAUCCAAUCAUUUAUAUACAUAUUGAUGUAUUAUAAAUUAUAAAUAAACUUUAUCAGAUCACCGUGUCAAAUCAUUUAUAUACAUAUUGAUGUAAUAUAAAUUAUAUGAAAGCGUUAUCAGAUCACUGUGUCCAAUCAUUUAUAUACAUAUUGAUGUAAUAUAAACUAUAUAUAAACUGGUAUAAGAUCACUGUGUCCUAUCACUUACCAAUUAUUUUUGUUGAUGGGCGUGUAUUAACGGUGUAAAUUUUACUUAAUUGUCACAUUUCCAUUUACUUGUGUUACUAUUUAUAUUGUGUUCUUGGCAAUAAAAGCUAAUCCAUUGUUUAUCUCACAUUUGAAGACGAUUGUGUAGAUUUUACACAAUUAUAUAUACAAGCACAGUGCAAAUGAACAGUGACAAUAUCUGAGGUGACUUUCCAGCAGUGUAAUGUCAGAAGAAAAGGUUUGCACGAGGUUGCGAUUGAUUAAAUAAUACGCUCUAAUGCUGAAUAU
This is a messenger RNA of Mizuhopecten yessoensis (Yesso scallop), 11446 nucleotides long. RefSeq names its product inositol 1,4,5-trisphosphate receptor type 2-like. The transcript is spliced from 68 exons. Gene Ontology annotation, biological process: calcium ion transmembrane transport. Bases 16 to 8679 code for a protein of 2887 amino acids. The record is from RefSeq and is a predicted model, not a curated record. Gene Ontology annotation, molecular function: inositol 1,4,5 trisphosphate binding; inositol 1,4,5-trisphosphate-gated calcium channel activity. Gene Ontology annotation, cellular component: membrane; endoplasmic reticulum. NCBI's taxonomy places the organism in Eukaryota, Metazoa, Mollusca, Bivalvia, Pectinida, Pectinidae.